Mytilus trossulus (common blue mussel) is the source of this 631-nucleotide messenger RNA. Its product is annotated as perlucin-like protein. Bases 52 to 570 code for a protein of 172 amino acids. The transcript has 5 exons. NCBI's taxonomy places the organism in Eukaryota, Metazoa, Mollusca, Bivalvia, Mytilida, Mytilidae. The record is from RefSeq and is a predicted model, not a curated record.
UUUGUGUUCACAACCGUGUGGCAGUCAUUUUGAAAAUUUAUUUUUUCGACAAUGCAUUUCAUUGUCCGCGCAGCUAUAUGUAUUGCUCUAGUACACUGUAUGGAGAUGAAUUGGAAGACGUAUAAAGGAAUGGAAUAUGCUUUGGUAACAACUCAAAUGACAUGGAUCGAAGCACAGCGAUAUUGUUCCAAGUAUGGAGGUGUACUAGCUCAGCCAGAAAAUGCAGAUAUCAACAAAUAUCUUAAGUCUCUGACUGACAUGAAAACUUGGCUGUGGAUUGGUGCAAGCAAUCUACCCGACAAGAAGACAUGGGAGUGGCAUAACCCACUAAAAGCAAUUACGUUUUCAGACUGGCAAAGUAGUCAACCUAAUGCUCAUUCUACUGAAAAUUGUAUGCUAUACUGGAAAUCGAGUGAAGGUUACAAAUGGGGCGACUACUAUUGUAAUAGGAAAUAUGGAUUUAUAUGUCAAAGAAAGGACAGCAACUGCAAUUGCAAGAAGCCAAGACAUGGCAACGAAUGUGAGGACAAGAUACCAUCAAAUCAAAAAUGCAUGACAAUCUGUCUUUAAAUUAAAAGUCAUCAUUCAAAGAUAAUGUCUUCAGUCUCUUUACAUUUUGUUCUAUUUUGCA